Messenger RNA from Fomitopsis serialis, 1571 nucleotides. RefSeq lists its product as uncharacterized. Gene Ontology annotation, cellular component: cytoplasm; eukaryotic 43S preinitiation complex; eukaryotic translation initiation factor 3 complex. The coding region runs from base 135 to 1274 and encodes 379 amino acids. The record is from RefSeq and is a predicted model, not a curated record. Gene Ontology annotation, molecular function: translation initiation factor activity; protein binding; metallopeptidase activity. Lineage: Eukaryota; Fungi; Basidiomycota; Agaricomycetes; Polyporales; Fomitopsidaceae. The transcript is spliced from 5 exons.
GUGCACUUUUCUGCCUCCUCCAGUCGCCGACUGCCCAUCUCUAAUCGCUCUCUCGUCGCCGUUCAAAAGGCUAUCUAUCCUCUGGCGCCCCUCUCGCCAUCUUUCUUACCCCCGACCUACGGAUAGAAUCAAAAAUGGCCGCCGCAACCUCAAUGGCGGCAGCCCUCGCUGCAAGCCUGCCCGCACCUUCGUCUGCACCUACCCCUGCAGCCCCAACAUAUGAAGCCAUCCCGGCAUCCAUGUCUAAAGUGAUCGAUCUUGAGGGGGAGAUUCCGUUGCAACGUGUUCAGCUGGAUGGCCUGGUUGUGUCGAAGAUCAUCAAGCACUCACGAGAUGUGCAAGGCUCCAGCGCACAUGGGCUCGUACUCGGGCUCGAUCUCGACGGCACAUUAGAAGUGUCGAACUCUUUCCCCAUGCCAAAUCACUCGCCUGAUGACGAUGAUAAAUCGGCGAAGGGCAUUGCUAGGUAUCAGGCCUCGAUGCUGCGGUCCUUGAAAGACGUUCAGGCAGAUGACAGCAUAGUUGGCUUCUACCAGGCCAUGACGCUGGGUUCUUUCCUCAACCAGACGCUUGUCGAGACGCAAGCCAUUCACCAAGAGAGGCUCCGACACGGAGGCGUCGUGAUCGUACAUGACAUGUCACAGACCGCACGGGGAAACGCGUCGUUCCGGGCGUUUCGCCUGACGAGAGCGUUCUUUGACGCAUUGAAGAGGAAUAACUUCAGCACCUCGAGCCUGAUUGACCACCGGCUGACGUUCUCGUCCAUUCUGGAGGAACUUCCUGUCAAAAUUCGCACGAACGCGCUCAUGGGCUCGUUCCUAGAGACGUUGACCGAGCCGUCGGCGCCCUCUGUCGCCGGCGCGCACCCGUCAACCGCAAGUUCAUACGCGGCCCUGCCGCCGUCGUUCUCGACGCUGAACCUUGGGACUGCGAGCGUGUCGCGGAACCUGGAGCACAUCAUCGAAGCCGUGGACCAGUACAAGACGGAGGAAGGGAACCUCGCCUAUCUGCACCGCCAAAUUGCGCGCGAGAGACAGAAGGCAGAUGCAUACGUCAACAAGCGCAAGGAGGAGAACGCAGGCCGUGUCGCGCAGGGCCUGGCGCCGCUGCCCGAGGAGGACGUGAGCAGGCUGUUCAAGAUACCGCCGGAGCCGAGCCGGCUGGAGAGCAUGCUGCUUCUGGGGCGGAUCGACGCGUACUCGAAGGCCCUGGCGGAGACAUCGAGCACGGGUCUGGUGAAGAUGUACGCGGCAAAGACGAAUUCGGGAGUGUGAUAUGUACGAGGCUGUUCAAUAGACGGGGAGGAUCGCCGCCGCCGGUGUCUGGUGUGGCAUGUGUGAUGCCCGAGUCUCAGCGCGGCAGCUUGCAUGCGGGCAUGUGCGGCGGACUGCGAGUGCCGUGCGGGCGCAGAGGGCGAGGAAGGCGGUGUGCCUGCUGUGCACCCCCGUUGCAAGCGAGCAGCGUGCGUGACGGAGUGUGAGCCAAGCUGCCGAGCGCGCGGCGGCGAAAAAAUGUGGCGUGGGAGCGCCCGCGGGGAAUAUAACGUACGGGGGCGCGUGGCAGUCGCCUUG